CGAGAUCAUGGCGUUUCAGGCCCUGGCACUGCUGCUCUUCCUGGCCGGUCCCGUCCUGCCGGGGCCCGAACCUCUGACCGGCCCCCGGUGCACGUACACCUUCGUCCUCCCCCAGCAGAAGUUCACGGGGGCCGUGUGCUGGAGCGGCGUCCGCCCUCCCCCCGAGCCGCCGGGCCCCAACCGCAGCGAGGUGGAGGAGUUGCGCUACCUGCUCGGCCGGCAGCAGGCCCAGAUGGACGAGCUGCGGCGGCUGGUGGAGGUGGACGGGGAGGUGGUGAGCGAGGUCAAGGCCCUGCGCAAGGAGAGCCGCAACGUCAACGCCCGGGUCACCCAGCUGUACACCCAGCUCCUCCACGAGAUCCUCCAGCGCCGGGAGCGGCCGGUGCAGACCUCCCAGCUGGAAGGGCAGGUGGCCAACGCCUCCGCCGAGGCCCUGCGGGUGGCCGCCAACUACCGCCAGCUGGAGGGCAAGUACCAGGCCUUGGCGGCCCUGGUGAACAAUCAGAGCGCCCUCAUCAGCCGGCUGGAGAGGGACUGCCAGCAAGGGAACGCAGGCAGGACACGCCCGCAGCCCCCUCUGGUGCCUGUGGUGCCCUACAACCCUUCCAGCGUCGCCAAUGAAAGCAGGGCUCAUUUCGACGCCAUCAAUGACAUCCAGCGAGACCAGAGUCUUCAGGCGGUACCUGUCCAGCCCCAGCACCGGGAGGAGGCUUCCGUCCCACCUGCUGGGACACUCCCGCCCCCUGUCCUUGUGCCCACCAGGACCACAGGGCCUUGGCAGGACUGUCAAGCGGCUCAGCAAGAUGGGCAGGCCACCGGAGUCACCAUGCUGGAGCCAGCGGGCUCCCCUGGUAUCUUCCAGGCCUGGUGUGACCAGGAUUACGAUGGGGGUGGAUGGACCGUCAUACAGCGGCGACAGGACGGGUCGGUCAACUUCUUCACCACCUGGCAGCACUACAAGCAUGGCUUUGGGAAUCUGGAAGGAGAGCAUUGGCUGGGCCUGGAUCACACCCACUGGCUGACCCGACAGGGCUCUUACGUGCUGCGAGUGCUUCUGGAAGACUGGAACGGGCGACAGGCCCAGGCGAGUUACGACACUUUUGCCCUGGCGCCCGAGAAUGAUUUCUACCGGCUGCGUCUGGGGCGCUACCAGGGCAGCGCCGGCGACUCCCUCUCCUGGCACAACGGGCGACAGUUCAGCACGCUUGACCGUGACCACGACGCUUACUCCGAAUCCCAUGAG
This is a messenger RNA of Gekko japonicus, 1243 nucleotides long. RefSeq names its product angiopoietin-related protein 2-like. The transcript is spliced from 5 exons. Lineage: Eukaryota; Metazoa; Chordata; Lepidosauria; Squamata; Gekkonidae. The record is from RefSeq and is a predicted model, not a curated record. The annotation marks the transcript as partial.